Molecule: messenger RNA, 4528 nt
Organism: Polypterus senegalus (gray bichir)
Lineage: Eukaryota; Metazoa; Chordata; Cladistia; Polypteriformes; Polypteridae
Product: WD repeat-containing protein 49-like
Exons: 19
Coding region: 123-3251 (1042 amino acids)
Molecular function (GO): protein binding; calcium ion binding
Source: RefSeq, a predicted model, not a curated record
AAAGAAAGAGUUUCUUCAUGUCGCUGUGAAAGGAGGAACAGAGAACAACAUUCUCCUACAUACUGGCGUGAAGGCUUCAUGAAGAGUUUCGGAGACCUGUUCAGCCUGCAAACCGAUGAAAUAUGGGAAGCACAGGCAAAACAGAGAUUAAAGAAUCUUUGAAGAGAGAAGAAGGGGACCUGCAGAACAGGAUGAAUAUGAAGGAUUUUGAGAAGAUGAAAACUAUGUUUUUGGCUCCAGAUCUAAGUGAACCUGUCUCCUUGACCAGGGAAGAGUUCAUUGACAGAAUAUCUUCAGUGGUUGGAUGGGGCACAAAGAAAGAGUAUGGAGAGCUUUUUGACAGAAUAGAUGUUACUCGUGAUGGAUCCAUUGACUGGGAAAAGGUGACUUCUUUCCUGUUGCUGGAGCUUAAUGAAAAAGAUGAACGAACCAAGUCCACAAUUGUCCCACAGUGGAAGGAUAUUGUUUUCCUACCACUGCUGCACAAAGAAGCCAUCCACAAAAUGGUGUACCUCAAAACGUCCAGCAGAUACCUGAGCGUCAGUAAAGAUGGGCUGUUAGGAGUAUGGGGUGACAGUUUGGAAUUGCAUCAGAGCAUUCGAAUUGCUACAGACUCCGUCAGACCCAAAGAUCUAUGGGUGACAAGUUUAGCAUCAAUGCCCAAUGUGAACAAGAUUGCAGUUGCCUUCACCAGCAAAGAGAUCUGCUUCUAUGACCUCCUGUCAAAACAAGAGUUCUCCUGCCAAUAUAAAUUGCAAGACCUGGAAAAUACACCACUGAGCAUGGAUUACUGGUACAAUCCGAGUGAUUUGAACAAAGCCGUGCUCAGCUUUGGAGACACUGGUGGACAGGUCAAUGGUAUUUGUUUCACUACUGCAAUGAUUACACUUUUUGAGAGAACCUCCUCCUCACCCGACCAGGAUUCAGUGACCAUCAUUAAAUGGAAAGAACUUAUCAGCAGCAGUCACAAGUGUUGCUAUGUCUUCAGAUUCAUGGCUCAUAGCAGAAGCUGGGUGAGACAAGUGAAGUACAUUGGCAACUUGGAAGCCUUUCUUUCAUGUUCAACAUGCAGCACGAACAGUAUGGUACUGGGCUGGAAGGAGAGAGACAAGGCAGCUCCCCGAACCACGACAAUCAGUACAAUUAAGGGAAUUAAUGCCUUUGACUACCAUGUGGGGCUGAACUUAAUAGCCACGGCUGGUGUCAAUAAUAAGGUGUGCCUUUGGAAUCCCUAUGUGAUUUCCAAACCAGCUGGCAUUCUGCAAGGCCACUUGGCAAAUGUAAUUGCUGUUCAGUUUAUUGUCGGUAAAAAGCAGCUGCUGAGCUUUUCAAAAGAUAAGGUUCUCAGAGUAUGGGAUGUGCUUUCUCAGCUAUGCAUCUAUCGUAUCUCUAGCAUAUUCCCAAAAUGCACUGGCUUUCAUACGUUGCUCUUCUUUGAAGAAGAUCAUGGUAGACUUUUUCUGACCUUUAAUGGACAGAUUUCCUUACUUGAAUUAAAGCAGGAGACAGGGAAGAGAAUAACCAGCCAUGAGAAGAGUGUUACUUGCGUGCUUUACAAUAGUGUGUUUAAACAGGUAAUUAGCUCAGAUAUUGAUUCUACUGUUACCUUUUGGAUGAUUGACACUGGCCAGAAGAUUAAACAGUUCACUAAAUGCCAUGGCAAUGCAGAGAUCACUACAAUGGCUCUUGAUGCCUCAGAAACCCGACUUUUCACAGCUGGCACAGAUGGAACAGUAAAGGUUUGGGAUUUUAAUGGCCAUUGCCACCACAAACUAAAUGCUGGACAAGAUCAAUCUGCUGAAAUAUCCCAGAUUCUGGUGCUUAAGAGGACAAUUUUGAUUCUUGGGUGGGAAAGAUUCAUUACAAUUUUCCGGUUGAACACGUUCACCCAAUUCUUCAUCCAGCCUUCAGAAUGGAAGGGAGGAGUUCAACAUCUGGAUGACAUUCUCUGUGCAGCAUUCCUACCGCCACACACCUUAGUCACAGGCAGCUAUGAUGGUGAAAUCAUAAUAUGGAACAGCAACACAGAAAAUGCUUCUCGUAGGCUACACUCAGAAAGUAAACGAACGCUUAAGUCGAAAUCAGACAGCCAAAUACAUAAGUUAAGAGCCUCAGGCAAUGUUCAUCGCCGAGGCUCAAUAUAUCCUUUCAAGAAUGAUAGAUCUCCCAGUGCUGUCAGUGAAGGUGAUGCAGAAUGUAACUAUACAGUGACGAGGCUUUGCUUUCUGGAAGCGAGGAAUAACAUGUCUGCUGCAGGAGGAGCCAACCUGGUGUCUUGUGGUGGUUCGGGAUUUGUACGGUUCUGGAGCACAUCUCGCAACUUGCUGAUUGCUGAAUUCAUUGCUCACAAGGAUGCAGGCUCUAUUAUCAUGACAGUUGAUAAUAGCAGUCAUUAUCUGAUCACUGGAGACUGUGAUGGACUUAUUAAAGUCUGGAGUAUAAAGGAGUACUGCCUGGAUUUCAGUGAAAGUGUUUUCAAGCAGCCCCCUCCUUUGCAAGCAUCAUUUCAGCCUCACAUUGACUGCGUUACUCACCUUGAAAUGUGUGUGCACAAUGGACGACUGCUUAUCAUUUCUGCAUCAGCUGACUGUAGUGUGGCAGUCAGUGACAUCUGGGGAUUACCUAUUGGCAUAUUUGGACAGGAGGAGCACUGGCGCAUAGAUGCAAAUGUUGAACAUUUUCCUGAAAAUGCACAGUUAUUAGACGAUGAGAACAAUUCGACAGAAGAUGAACAUAUCAGUCAUGAUGAACUUUUGAAGGAGGAGAAAAAGGCUUAUGAACCUGAAAUGCCAGAAUAUAUCACCGAGGUCCCUACAGAUCUUAUGGAAAUGGAGCCAGUUGCUAACAUAUGGGAGAACAGCAUUUUGGGAAAAAAAUUUAAAGAAAGAAGAAGAUCAAAAGGGAACAGUCACAAACCUUUCAUUUGGGACAAAAUACAGAGUGCAGUAGGUACCUUUAGCUCACUGCAUAUUGAAGAGCUUGGAAGCAUCACUGAAAUUAAUAAACCAGAUUUCAUAACAAAUCCCCAUAAAUACUUCAGCGAGAAGUCAGAAGAGAAGUCAACUGAACCAGCCAUUCCCUCUUCAGAUUCGACUGUUUUGAUAGCUGCCUUUGAUGAGAGGAGCCUGUUUCCAAAAGAAAUUCUGGACCGAAAAAAGAAAUCCAAAGAUGCAGAUGAGGCCAAAGUCAAUAAAAAACAAAAGAGCAAGAAACAAACUAGAUCACAGGCUAAAACUUUGCAGGCUCUUUGAAUGUCUAAUCAGCUUCUCAGGAAAUAGAAAACAAAAUAUGAACAGAGUUGUGAGCAUUAAGCCCAUUGUAGACAAAGGCAUUGUUACUUCUCCAAACAAUCAACGUUAUUCUAAGUAGCACCUUUCACAGCAAGCAGUAUCCCAAAAGGCUGUAUACAUCAAACAAGACUACAUUUGGUGAAAUUAUCCACCAAAACUAGUAUAUAAAGGGCCAGGAUAAAGUAUUUACUUUGUUCAUGUUCAGUGUUAUUGUGUAAUUUUCACAACAUUAUAGUCAUUUUCAUAACAAAAUUGAAUAGCUCAUUAGAUAAAACGUGUUCCAGAACAAACAAUAACAUUACAUUUUGAUAAUUAUUUAUUUUUUCAAAAAAGGUAUGCAGUGCCAUAAAAAAGCAGUUACCACUACCGUCACCCCACAUAACUGGUUAGACUAUCGUUAGCAACAAGACUUUUCUUUUGUUAAUAGUCACACUCUCUCAGUGCUUGCACUCCUUUAUUCCUUAACUUGUUUACCUCACACAUUCACAAGUUAUUCUAUAUGAACUACUCAUUUUAGAUUAUGUCAGAAAAUCAUACUGAGGUUUAGUUCUGAACUUUGACAUUGCUGCUUCACAGUUCUAAAUCUGCAGUCGCACACUACAGAGAAUAUGGGAAACACAAGCUUUCUGGAGAAUAUUUCACGCAGACAGCUUUCCCAGUGUGGCACUUUGGAGGGAAAGUUUCAAUGUAUUGCUGAAUCUUUACCUGAAACCAUUACAUAUAAAAAAAUAAUCAUAACAACACCUGAAAUGGCAUUUUGUGGUUAAAAUUGUAUUGGGAGUAACAAGUGAUGUGUAUAGAAACAUGGAUGCGUCACAUUUUUAUUGCUGAAAUGGUCACUGUUGGGGCGCUUUUCUUUGUGUUGCUCAGUGUCUUAUAUUUGAUUAAAUAAAGUGCCUCACAAUGGCAAAACAUGCCAUAUUAAAUCAAAAAAGAUUACACAUGUGUAGUUUUUCAUUUAUUGUAUUUCCUCUUGUUUUCAUUUUUCAAAAUCAUGUUAAAACUGCUGUUUCACGUGCCAUUGAUUUAACUUGAACAAUGCUUGAUAAAUUUCUGUACAAAGUUUUUCUUACAUAUAUUUAUGACAAACUGCAGAAACGGUCAGACAAGACAUGUUUGCAGCACAAAGUCCAAAAAAACUGAAUAAACAUUUGUAAAUAUAUGUUAUGUUAAUAAGAUUGUUUUUUAUUUUUCACCUUUACAGCACUAAAGGGUCCCUGAUCACUUCUAGGCAGCUC